Molecule: messenger RNA, 1044 nt
Organism: Daphnia pulicaria
Lineage: Eukaryota; Metazoa; Arthropoda; Branchiopoda; Diplostraca; Daphniidae
Product: alpha-(1,3)-fucosyltransferase C-like
Exons: 4
Coding region: 1-1044 (347 amino acids)
Cellular component (GO): membrane
Molecular function (GO): alpha-(1->3)-fucosyltransferase activity
Source: RefSeq, a predicted model, not a curated record
AUGCUGGACGAUUGGCGGUGCAACCAUUUAUUUCGCCCAGGAAAUUUGAAUCUACGGUCGACACUCUACGUUGCCAUUUUUGUGAGUUUCAUCAUAACCGUUUUUGUUUUGAGUGCGACCGAUCAGCAAGCAGUGCUGCAGACUCUGCUGAAGGCUCUUCCGCUGCUAGAAAAUCGCAAAAAUACAUCCAUCAUUCUCUACUGGACGAAAUUCUUCGAGUCCAGCGAUUUUGAGGUUGGACUGGGCAUCGAGCCAUUCGGUUCAUGCAUCGAUCGAGUUACCGCAUCCAGCAGCAGGAAUUGCCUGACGACGACGGACCGAGGACUGUUGAACGACAGCAAUGCCGUCAUCUUUCACGGCCGAGACCUGCACGUCCAAGACUUGCCUCUGCCAGAAUGGAGGCGUCCUCACCAAAUCUUCAUCUUCUUCCUGCUGGAAUCACCAAUCCAUACGGACCUGGGCCUGUUGCAGCAGCCCGUCUUCCGCCAUUACUUCAACAGGACGAUGACCCUCGCCUUCCUGUUUGAAAUUCCCAUGCUAUGGAAAUGGCUCAGUAGCAGCUCUGGAAUAACACUCAGCAGAUCCCUCAUCAGUCUUUUCGGCAUCAACGAACGUGACAACCAGUGGGAAUCGCUGGUCCGCCGUUUGUCCGAGUUCAUUUCUGUGGACAUUUACGGGAAAUGCGCCAAUGGCAAGCAUUCCUGUCCAAAUAAAUCCGAAUGUGAUCAGAUGCUCAGUCGCCACUAUCGUUUCUACUUGAGUUUCGAGAACUCCCUCUGUCCCGACUACGUCACGGAGAAACUCUACCGGCCGCUGGCUCACGACACGGUGCCGGUCGUCUAUGGCGGAGCCGAUUAUUCCGACUUCUUCCCCGCCAGAUCGUACGUGGACGGCAGACAUUUUGAGAACCCAGAGGCACUGGCCGACCACCUGGAGAAGCUGAUUGCUAAGGACACCCUCUACUCGAGUUACUUCGAAUGGAAAAGCCAAUACGUUGUCGAUCGACUUCCUUUGGAUGGAGGUAUCGUCUUUGUCAAUUACUGA